AUGUGUGUUUGUGUUGCAGACGAGCCGGAGACGAGGGACGCGUGGUGGGAGGAGAUUCGUCAGGAGAUCAAGUCUCAUGCCAAAGCCCUGGGUUGCCACGCUGUUGUGGGAUACAGCGAGAGCACCAGCAUCUGGUACACUACACACACACACCAUACUCAUACUCACACAAUACAUAGACUGAAGCGCUAUUUCAAAGUCUGUUAGUGUAUUAUAGGCAAAGAAAUGUAUCUAAAGUUAUCCACCAUCUCCACCCUCUCUUCUCCUCCUUCUCCCCUCACUCCUCUUCCCACAGUGAGGAGGUGUGUAUCCUGUCUGCAUCUGGCACGGCAGCCAUGUUGAAUCCCAGAUUCAUGCGUGAGGGCUGUCUGGACACUGGCGGCAGCGACCACAGGUUGUCACGGCAACCGCACCCCAGCAUGGUGGGGUCGGAGAGGGGCGAUGGGGAAGUUAGCUCAACUUGGCUGGGGUAGGAACACACACACAAUGCUGGAUGGGUGUUAGUGUAGGUAUGAGAAGAUUUGAGUGGCCGGGAGGUUUUGGACUAACCUAGUCAUUGAUUGGUUCUAAAUGGAGAGUGGUGUUAUGAAUUGGAUUAAUUGAAUUAAAAAAUUGCAUUUUAGCAGUCUUUCUGAGCAGUGUGUGUAUUCCAGGUUUGAGGAUGCGUCGCCCCCUAGCUGCGGGUUUUGUCACAUCCCGUAUGAUGAGUUCAACAUGCCGUUCCCAGCUCAGCUCACAUACUGCUACCACUGUAGGAGACAGAAGGUCCCUGACGUGCUCUUUACUACCAUAGACCUACCUGCUGAGGCUGCUGUUACUGGAAAGGGCUGCCUCAUACAGGCCAGGUAACACACACACUACCACCAUAUAUCCUGUCUAUGUGUGGGUAAUAUUAUGUUGUUCCUCCAAACUGUUUCCUACGAAGAAGGUGGCCCAGGGAGGUGUAUAAAAUUGUGUUAUAUUACAGGUUGUGUCGUACGAAGAAGAAGGCCCAAGGGGAGGUGAACGCUACAGCCAUCUCUAACCUCCUCCCCUUCAUGGAGUAUGAGCUCCACACCCAGCUGAUGAACAAACUCAAGCUGCGCUCCAUGAACGCUCUGUUUGGACUCCGCAUUCAGAUCAGUGUGGGAGAAAACAUGCUCCUGGGACUAGCUGUAAGUCUGUGUGCUUGUGUGCGUGCCUACCUCUCCUCGAGUCUUCUACAAGGUGUGUAUCUGACAAGUGUGUGUGUGUCCCUCUCUCUGACGUGUGUGUGUGUGUCCAGUCUGCAACGGGCGUGUACUUGUCAGCGCUGCCAGCUCCAGGUGGUAUCCAGAUAGCUAGUAAGACCCCCAGUGACCUGAGCUACGACCAACACAUCUCCACCAUGCAGAAACGCAUCAAUGACACCAUCGCCAAGAACAAGGAGCUCUACAACAUACACCCCCCGGUGAGACACACACACAGCCAUAUGUGUGUAGCUGUAAUUCUGUGUAAAUAUGAAGGUGAUAGUUAUCUCCUCUCUGUAUCUUUCUCUGGUUGUUAAGAAGUUAUUUACGUUGGACCCUGAGGCAUUCACCAGCCUGAAUACGGUACUGAGCAUGCCCAAUUAGUGAUGCAUGCCACACUACCCUCUCUAUUAAUCACAGCUCUCUAUGAGUGCAACACCCUCUAGAAUCACAGCUCUGUAUGAGUACAAUGGCCUCUCAAGAAUUAAACAUCUAUAUGAGUACAAUACACUAAAAUCACAAUAUGAGUAGUCCUACAAUUACAGCUGUAUGAGUACAGUCCAGAAUCACUGCUCUAUAGUAAAUGCGUACACUCUAGAAUCACAACUCUGUGUAAGUACAGUCUAGAAUCAGAGCUCUAUGAUGGUACACUCAAGAACACAGCUAGUAUGCUCAUGCAUUUCCAAGGGGCGUGCAACUGUAGUUUUUCUUAACACAAAAUACAUUAGUGCAACAAAUUUGGCAGAAAAUAGUUUAUCAGAUGACAACAGCAGUGUAAUGCUAUUUGGCUAGCAUCCACACAUCAGUAAAUUAGCUUACAAUCAAUAAGCAAGGUAUUUUUAGCAAAAAUGUUUAUCAUAGAAAGAAUGUAGCCAGCUGCAUUUCCUAAUGUUUUGUUUGCAUUUUAACUUGCUACCGGAGAAAAGUACCUGAGAAAAGUAGCCUACACAUCAGUCAGAGCUCUGUCUGGUGAUCCAAUGACUAGAGCAAAGAUAUUUCAUCCGAGUGGAAAAGUGAAACUGAAGCAUGAAAUUAGUCCUUUUACAUUAAUAAUUUUGAGCAAACCCUGACUGAAGCCAAGCAGAAUUUACAAUAAGAAGCAUUUUAGAUCUGCAUUUACAAAAUGCAGCAAGAUAUUUUUUCUGCGUUUUGUCUUUCCUUUUCUGCGUGAAAAAAGCUAAAUCCUGCGUUAACUCGACCCCUGAAAAGAGUCCUCUCACUUUCCCUCCCUCUACUAAAUUGUGUGUGUGUGCUAUUAACUAAUAUAAAAACCUACUCUGAUGAUAGCGCUAUAUUGGGUGUGGGUGAAUUGGAUGUGAUAUGGAAGUAGCUACUUAUUGUGUGGUUUGGACUGAUGGUGUUUCUAUGGGACUGUGACUAACUCAGCGGCUCAAAACCCGGACAGGGUUGGUCAGAAACACACAGACACACGUUUACAUGUAUUGUUGUGUUGUUGUUAUUGCUGUUGUUGUAGGAGUGUAUUGAGGAGGUGGUGGGGUCUCCUAUCCCUGACAGACAGCGGUCCAGCAGACUGUUCAGGUCUACCUCUGAGAGUUCAGACGAGCUGUCAGAACUAGACCUUUCCCACGGCAAGAAGGAUGCCUUCGUACUGGAGGUAUGGCUGGCUGGGUGUCCUGUACUGUAGGGUGUGUUAUGUUGGAUGUGUAAAUUGUAGUGUGUGGUCAUAGUAUAGGAUGCGGUGUGUUAAUGCAUUUCUUCUUCUGUCUUAAGAUUGAUGACACUGAUGCAGUAGAGGACAUCCAAUCCCUACUCACUGAUGCCCCCAUACCUGCAGGUAUACACACAGGCACACUGUUCUACUAUAAAUUAUAUUUUCAAUUCGGCUCUGCUCUUUCACCAUAUCCGUCCAUCUGUCUGUCUCUCUCCAGGGUUCUACAGCUGUAACACGGAGGUCAUGCCUGGGAUUUACAACUGGACUUCAGGACUACAGGUUAGACUCGCACACUGAAACAAUACUACUACCACUACUACUACUGUACUACAGGUUAUUGUGCGAUUUAUAAUAUCUUGUUCUCUUCUGUUCCUCCCAAGAUGUUUACGUCUGUCCGGGUCUACAGACUCAGUAAUGCCAAUCUGACCAACCAGGGCCUAAACAAGAUCUUCACUGACCUCUGUGAGAACAUGCUCAGAGUAAGACCAUACACACAAGAGGGAAGCAUGGGUCAAGCGUUGUUGUUCCUCUUACUUAAUCUACUUAAUCUAUAACUUCCAUAUUAAAUUGAACUGUCUGCUUUUUAUUUGUCUGUGUGUGUAGAGUCUAUACUUUAAGCUGCGUUCCAUGAUCCCCUGCUGUCUAUGCCAUCUCAACUUCACUGUAGCCGUACCAGAGGAAGAACUCAUACAGGUGAGAGGACAUGCUGUACAUACCUGAGCACACCUCUCCUAUCUUGUCCAUCUUUCUUAACUAAAUUUUUGUCAGUGUCUUUUUCUUACAUUUGUGUCAUUAAAUGAUAGCAACAAGGUAAAGAUAGUUUCAUUUUCUCACAUACCUUCUCCCGUUUUCUCUCCCCCUCUCCCUUCCAGGUGGCGGUGACAGCCGUAGCCAUGAGUUUUGACAAGGAGACUCAGCAGGCAGUCACCAAGGGUCAGUAUUCUUAAAGGCUAUAUGUCAGGGCUUAGAGAAGGUUCUGGAGUUAUGGAGAGCUGGAGAGAUAAGACCCUCUACUUGAGUUGGUGCACUCUGGUGGGUUGAGUGGUGAAAGAGAUUGAACUCUGUGUGUGUUUGUUUGUUUGUUUGUUUUCCAGGGAGUGGUGAGAAUGAGGAGCAGCUACAGUUUUCUAUGGAGCUGUGUGGAGAGUCAACGUCCUCCAACAACCAGCCUACAGCCAAACCUUCAGGUACACCACCACACCUUACUCCUUAUACCCUCUAACCCUAACCACUCACAACCGCCUAACCUUUAUCCUCCAAUAACCAUCCCUCAGCAGACAAAACAUCAGAAAUCCUCUAACUGCCUGUAAUCUCUCACCCCUUGAAACUCCCUUAACCAUAGUGUUCUAUUCUCUGUCUUUUUCAAUGUGUUCCGUGGUGGUUGUUAAGCAUGAAUUUACCACCUGAGACUGUAUGACCAGGUAAAUACUGUGACUGUAUAACCAGGUAAAUCCUCUCUCAGGUAUUUUAGACCUGCAGCCCUGUCUGUGUAUCUAGAGCGAAGUGGAGUAAUAGCAUUUUGAUGUCUAGAAGAGAAACAAUCCUGUUCUUCAUUGGUCUGGAAAGAGAGCAGGGGUUCAACCAAAACGGCCGCCCUCCACCUCCUCCAUAUCAACCAAGACUAGGAGAUGGGAUUUAGGACUAGGGAACAAGAUGUGGAUAUAGGACCAGGUAGUAGGACAAAGGAAUAGAACGUAGGAAAGGAAGUGUCUGUAAGGUAUUCAGAUACUGUGUGUUGUAUCUUGCUGAGGACUGAAGAGUCAACACCUGUGGGUGUGUCUGGCAGUGGAUCAUGGUGUGUGUAUGUCGACAGGUGUUCCUGAGAGUGUCAUGGUCCACUCCUCGUCUCGAGGUAAGCCCCAUCCCACCCCCUCCCGGCUGCCAUGGCUACCACGGUCCUGUUUUAAGUUCUCAUCCUUUUGUUCUCCUGCUCCGCCCCCAACCUCAUCCUUUAUUUAUUGUAUUUUUUUGUCCCAUGUUCUUUUCUUUAUGUGUGUCUGUAUUAUGCAUUAUGUUAUGUUGUGUGUAUGCGGUUUUCGGUACUUGUGUGCGCGCGCGCAUAUAUGCGGUGUGGAUGUUGUGUUCUCUCUCUCUGUUUGUGUGUGUGUGUGCAUGUAUGCGGUGUGUGUGUGUGUGUAUUUUUCUCCAGCUCCCUCGGUUGAUUACGGUUCCUUUGCAGACAGAUGCAGCACCUGGCUAGAGCUGCUUAGGCUGAAAGCUCACACCAUAAGACGAGGAUCAGUUAAGACAAGUAGGAGGACACAGUUGCUAGCACACUCUGGUACACACACACACACGCGCGCGCGCACACAAACAAAUAUACACAUCCCUCCCCGCUGGGUGGUGGAGCGUCGCAGAUCAUGCACCAGCUGAUUAGCUAGAGUGUGAAAGUUGAAGCUCCACCCCUCAGAGGGUUAGCCCACCAACAGCCAGUGUAUAACCUCUGACUCUGUCGCAAUAGUGACCGACAUGGAGGAAGUAAACAUCAAAGAGGAUCUUAAAACCCGCUUAAACCGCACUAAAAAUAUCUCACUAAAGCUGGCAACUGGGGGAAAUGCAGUUUGAUAUUUCUGCGCUACGUAAAUUAACUGUCAUAAACUGUGAUGAUAACUGAGCAUAAUUAACUGGGUUUAAAUGACACGACACAUCUCAAAUCACACCCUAUUCCCUUUAUAAUGCACUACUUUGGAUCAGAGCCAUAUGGCAGAUCCCUGUGUAAUGCUCUAACUGGGGAGUGAUUUGAGAUGCAGACAUAAUGUUGUUCAAAUUGUCUGUGAAGGUUCCUGGUCUGAUUGAAGCAUCAUUCACUAUGUUACUAGAUGGAACAUCUUUCACACUCUGUCUUGAUUCAAUCAUUCUGCUUAGCAGACUGCCUUCUGUUUCUGUUUUGUAUCGAUCAUAUACACACACGCUAAUUCAAACAAACGCACAUGGGGACUCGUUCUCACACAUAGGUACAGUGCCUUCAGAAAGUAUUCUUACCCCUUAACUUAUUCCACAUUUUGUUGUUAGUCUGAAUUCAAAGUGUAUGAAAUGUUUUUCUCACCCAUCUACACACAAUACCCCAUAAUGACAAAGUGAAAACAUGUUUUUAGAAAUGUUAGCAAAUUUAUUGAAAAUGAAAUACAGAAAUAUCUAAUUUACACAAGUAGUCACACCCCUGAGUCAAUACUUUGCAGAAGCACCUCUGGCGGCGAUUACAGCUUUGAGUCGUCUUGGGUAUGUCUGUAUCAGCUUUGCACAUCUGAAUUUGGGGAUUUAAUCAAAUUCUUCCUUGCAUACUUUCUCAAGCUCUCAUAAAUUACAUGGGGAGCGGCGGUGAACAGCAAUCUUCAAGUCUCCACAGAUUUCCAAUGGGAUUCAAGUCUGGGCUUUGCCUGGGCCACUCAAGGACUUUCACAUUCUUGUUCUGAAGCCAUUGCAGCGUUGCUUUGGCUGUAUGCUUGGGGUCAUUGUCCUGUUGGAAUUUAAAUCUUUGCCCCAGUCUAAGGUCGUUUGCAUGCUGAAGCAGGUUCUCAAGGUCUUGCCUGUAUUUGGCUCCAUUCAUUAUUCCCUCUAUCCUUACCAGUCUCCCAGUCCCUGCCACUAAGAAGCAUCCCCAUAGCAUGAUGCCACCACCAUGCUUCACGGGUAGGGAUGGUGUUCGACAGGUGAUGAGCUGUGCCUGGCUUUCUCCAGACAAAGCACUUUGCAUUCACCUCAGAGUUACAUUUGUCUCGUCAAACCACAUCUUUUGCCUUAUGAUCUCAGUCUUUCACAUGCUUUGCCUUAUGAUCUCAGUCUUUCACAUGCUUUUUUGCAAACUCCAGGUGUGCUGUCGUGCCUUUUUCUCAGGAGUGGCUUCCAUCUGGCUACUCUCCCAUAAAACCCAGAUUGGUGAAGUGCUGUAGAGACUGUUGUCCUUCUGUCAGGUUCUCCCAUCUCAGCCAAGGAACUUUAGUUCUGUCAGAGUGGUAAUUUGGUUCUUGGUCACCUACCUGACCAGUUGCUCAGUUUGGUCGGACGGCCAGCUCUAGGCAGAGUCUGGGUAGUUCCAUAUUUUUUACAUCUCCCAACGAUGGAGACCACUGUGCUCUUUGACACAUUCAACACUGAAAUUGUUUUAUACCCUUCCCCAGAUAUAUGGCUCAUCACAAUUCUGUCUCGGAGAUCUAUGGACAGUUCGUUGGACUUCAUGGUGUAGUUUCUGCUCUGACAUGCACUGUCAACUGGGGACCUUAUAUAGACAGGUGUUUCUUUCUAAAUCGUGUCCAAACAAUUGAAUUGGCCACAAGUUGUAGUGACAUCUGAAGGAUAAUCAAAGGAAAUUGGAUGCACUUGAGCUCAAUUUGGAGUGUCAUAGCAAAGGGGUCUGAAUACUUAUGCAAAUUAGAUUUCUGUAUAUCAUUUUCAAUACAUUUGCAAACAUUUCUAAAAAACAUGUUUUCACUUUGCCAUUAUGGGGUAUUGUGUGUAGAUGGGUGAGAAUUCUUUUUUAUUUAAUCCAUUUUGAAUUCAGGCUGUAACACAACAAAAUGUGGAAUAAGUUAAGGGGUAUGAAUACUUUCUGAAGGCACUGUAAAUACAUACGCACGCACACAUGUGGCUGAGGUCUGGCCAGUCUGUCUGUCUGCGGAGGCUGUAUGGCUGUUUAUCUGUCUGUCACUACAUGGCAGCUCACGCUUUCAUCACUGUGAUUAUACUGGCACCAUGCUGCCUUACUGCGCACACACACACUCACAUACACACACCGCUUAUAGUUCAUAUUCAAAUUACACACACACACUGCAUCGAUUUUCUUCCAGCUCAUAGCUCAUGUCUGCUAUUCUUUGUAGCGCCAUCUAAAGGCUGAGUUUGUUAUCUCCAUCCAUCCCUUUCUUUUUUUCUCUCUCGCUCCCUUUCUCUCCCCCAUCACCCCUCCUCCAGUCUCGUCUUCAGAGCGCUGCAGUCCUCUCCCAGAGGGGCGGUCCCGGUCUCUACGCUCCACCAGGUCGUUGCCGUGCAGUGCCCCUGUUACCGUGGUGAAGAUGACUCCUCUGUCCUUCCUUCCCGGGACGCGCAUUGUGAAAUACUUGGGAAUCAUCAACAUGUUCUUCAUUAGGGAGACCACAUCACUACGAGAGGUACACUCACACACACGUUUGUGUGAUAGAUUCCUGAAGGUGUCAUCAGAGAUGAAUAGGAAAUGAGGUGUGCGUAGUCUGUUCCUCUGCUCGCUCAUAGCAGUGAUAAAAAAUAUAUAUAUAUAUUUCACCAUUAUUUAACCAGGUAAGCCAGUUGAGAACAAGUUCUCAUUUACAACUGCGACCUGGCCAAGAUAAAGCAAAGCAGUGCGAUAAAAACAACAACACAGAGUUACAUAUGGGGUAAACAAAACAUAAUGUCAAAAAUACAACAGAAAAUAUAUAUACAGUGUGUGCGAAUGUAGUAAAUUAUGGAGGUAAGGCAAUAAAUUGGCCAUAGUGCAAAAUAGUUACAAUUUCAUAUUAACACUGGAAUGAUAGAUGUGCAAAAGAUUAUGUGCAAAUAGAGAUACUGGGGUGCAAAUUAGCAAAAUAAAUAACAAUAUGGGGAUGAGGUAGUUGGGUGGGCUAAUUACAGAUGGGCUGUGUACAGGUGCAGUGAUCGGUAAGGUGCUCUGACAACUGAUACUUAAAGUUAGUGAGGGAGAUGAGAGUCUCCAGCUUCAGAGAUUUUUGCAGUUCGUUCCAGUCAUUGGCAGCAGAGAACUGGAAGGAAUGGCGGCCAAAGGAGGUGUUGGCUUUGGGGAUGACCAGUGAGAUAUACCUGCAGGAGCGCAGACUAGGGGUGGGUGUUGCUAUGGUGACCAGUGAGCUAAGAUAAGACUGGGGUUUGCCUAGCAAUGAUUUAUAGAUGACCUGGAGCCAGUGGGUUUGGCGACGAAUAUGUAGUGAGGGCCAGCCAACAAGAGCGUACAGGUCACAAUGGUGGGUAGUAUAUGGGGCUUUGGUGACAAAACGGAUGGCACUGUGAUAGACUACAUCCAAUUUGCUGAGUAGAGUGUUGGAGGCUAUUUUGUAAAUCACAUCGCCGAAGUCAAGGAUCGGUAGGAUAGUCAGUUUUACGAGGGCAUGUUUGGCAGCAUGAGUGAAGGAGGCUUUGUUGCGAAAUAGGAAGCCGAUUCUAGAUUUAACUUUGGAUUGGAGAUGUUUAAUGUGAGUUUGGAAGGAGAGUUUACAGUCUAACCAGACACCUAGGUAUUUGUAGUUGUCCACAUACUCUAGGUCAGACCCGCCGAGAGUAGUGAUUCUAGUCGGGUGGGCGGGUGCAAGCAGCGUUCGGUUGAAGAGCAUGCAUUUAGUUUUACUAGUGUUUAAGAGCAGUUGGAGGCUACGGAAGGAGUGUUGUAUGGCGUUGAAGCUCAUUUGGAGGUUUGUUAACAGUGUCCAAUGAAGGGCCAGAUGUAUACAAAAUGGUGUCAUCCGCAUAGAGGUGGAUCCGAGCGUCACCAGCAGCAAGAGCAACAUCAUUGAUAUACACAGAGAAUAGAGUCGGCCCGAGAAUUGAACCCUGUGGCACCCCCAUAGAGACUGCCAGAGGUCCAGACAACAGGCUCUCCGAUUUGACACAUUGAACUCUAUCUGAGAAGUAGUUGGUGAACCAGGCGAGGCAGUCAUUUGAGAAAUGGUUAGCAUAUUUACCUGUGUGUGUGUGUGUGUGUGUGUGUGUUAGGAGGGGGGUGUAAGUGGGUUCCUCCAUUCCUUCAUAGCGGAGGUGUUUGCCAUGGUCCGUGCCCAUGUUGCAGCUCUGGGGGGCAACGCCUUAGUGUCAUACAGCAUGAAGGAGUGUGUCUUCAUGGAAAACCCCAACAAGAACCAGGUACAAAAACACACACACUGUUACUUUGCUCUGUUAGUUAAAGAACUGGAGGCCUAAAGCAUUACAAGAUAUUCUCAAAGAACCAACAGGUUAAAGAACCUCAUGUCUGUCCUCGCUCUCUUUCUCACUCUCUCCGUCAUUCAUUCUCUCUUUCUCUCUCUCUCUCUCUCUCUCUCUCUAGGCUCAGUGUCUGAUUAAUGUUAGUGGUGAUGCUGUUAUCUUCAUCAGAGAAUCAGACCAAGAGGCCAUACCCCCUCUGUUGACCAGCAGACAGACCAGCAGCACUGGGGCUGAUGGGACCACAUGACACACACACACACACACUUGAGUCUAGCCAUCCAAAUAAUCGGGAUUUGUGUCUGCCUUAAACAGAUGGACGUCAUAAGGUUAGGUAAGACCCCAAAAGUUACACAUGCAAACAAACACGCAGAGGUAAUGGAGAAAUUGUCUCUUAAUUGUCCAUUGAGGUUCUCUACAGAAGCCAUUUAGAGAGGCAGUCUGUCAUGUCGCUGUCUCUCUGUCUGUUUGUGAUAUUAUAGACAUUCCAAAACAUGGUAAAGCUUUAUGCAGCUAAAAGACCGAUCCUUCUCCAUCCAGUCUCAGCAGUCACUAGCCGGCCAUGCUAGAGUGGACAGGGUAUUCAUUAGUGGACAGCCAUGGGAGAGAGGACAGGGAAGUUACUAGAUGGCCAUGUUAGAGAGUACCAUACUCAGUACAGGGUAGUAACUACUGUAGAUGGCCAUGAUAGAGAUUGUAGAAAUAAAAGUAUUUUAAUUGUCUGUCAGACUAUUUUUUGGCCAACACACACACACACACACACACAC
This is a messenger RNA of Coregonus sp. 'balchen', 10523 nucleotides long. NCBI's taxonomy places the organism in Eukaryota, Metazoa, Chordata, Actinopteri, Salmoniformes, Salmonidae. The record is from the annotation of a GenBank genome assembly.